AUGAAAUGUGUCAGCAGAUUUGAUAGAGUGAGCAAGCUCAGUCCAAGGUAUGUCGAACCUUUUGAGAUUAUUGAAAGGAUUGGAAAGUCUUCUUAUAGAUUGUUAUUAUCAGAUCAGCUGUCUGAUGUGCAUAAUAUUUUUCAUAUAUCCUCUUUGAGAAAGUGGAUAUCUGAUUAUGAUAAGAAGCUGUCUGCUGACGAGAUUGAGAUUCAAGAGAAUCUACAGUAUAAAGAAGAACCUGAGAAAAUUUUGGCCUAUGAUGUGCGUAAGUUAAGAAAUAAACAGAUUCCUAUGAUUAAAGAUCUGUGGAAGCGCAGAACAGCUAGAGAAGCGACUUGGAAGAAAGAGUCGGACAUGAGACAAUCCUAUCAGUAUAUGUUUUGA
Molecule: messenger RNA, 384 nt
Organism: Dendrobium catenatum
Lineage: Eukaryota; Viridiplantae; Streptophyta; Magnoliopsida; Asparagales; Orchidaceae
Exons: 1
Coding region: 1-384 (127 amino acids)
Source: RefSeq, a predicted model, not a curated record